AUAAGUUAUAGGGAUUUAGUAAACGUCAGGUGCAAGGUCACCAUAAUUAACCUCACAAUUUAGCAACUAAUUAUUAUUAAAAAAGACUAUUUAUUUAUACAAAUUCGUUCAUUAGUUUUUGUUAAAGCAUAGCAUUAACAAGUUUAGAACAUGUCAUCAACAGUAGUCCAAUAUAUAAUUGUGAGAAGUGACUUAGUGAAAGAACUAGGCUGGCCAAUUGGGGCAUUAAUAGCACAAGCAUGUCAUGCAGUAACUGCAACUAUGCAUUUAUUUAAAGAUGACGAACACUUGCAAAGUUAUCUUGCUAAUUUAGAAAGUAUGCAUAAAAUUACACUAGAGUGUUCAAGUGAAAAAGACUUAAGAGACCUAAGUGAAAAACUGACUGAAAAUAGCAUAGCACAUCAUUUGUGGAUAGAACAACCAGAAAACAUCCCAACAUGUAUAGCAGUUAAACCUUACCCAAAAGAACACAUCCAAAAAUAUUUUAAGAAAUUUAAUCUGUUAAAAUGAAUCUAACAUAAGGAUUAAAUAUAUAUUCAAUGUAA
Molecule: messenger RNA, 545 nt
Organism: Agrilus planipennis (emerald ash borer)
Lineage: Eukaryota; Metazoa; Arthropoda; Insecta; Coleoptera; Buprestidae
Product: putative peptidyl-tRNA hydrolase PTRHD1
Exons: 2
Coding region: 151-510 (119 amino acids)
Molecular function (GO): peptidyl-tRNA hydrolase activity
Source: RefSeq, a predicted model, not a curated record